This is a messenger RNA of Phragmites australis (common reed), 696 nucleotides long. RefSeq lists its product as uncharacterized. The record is from RefSeq and is a predicted model, not a curated record. The transcript has a single exon. Bases 1 to 696 code for a protein of 231 amino acids. Lineage: Eukaryota; Viridiplantae; Streptophyta; Magnoliopsida; Poales; Poaceae.
AUGACGGGCUGUGAGACGUGCCCAGGCGCCCAGCUAGGGGUCGGCAGCCGCCAGCCGGCACUGCAGCAGCCACCAGCCAGCAGGGGGUCGGCACUCGGCAGACGGGCAGACCGCAGAGGCGCAGACGGGCGACGGCAACUGCCGAGCUGCUGCAGUGCGGCGAGUAGCACCGAGCAGUCAGCAGUGAGCACCGUAGCUGUGAGACGCCAGACGCGCCCAACAGCCAGCAGGGGGUCGCCGGGUCGGAGCUCAGGGUGUCGGUCGCCGCCUCGCCGGUCGGGAUUCGCCGAUUUGGGUGGUCGGCUGUCGGCAGGCGGCGCGGCAGCUCGACGCAGUGGCCGUCACCCGCCAGUCCGUGCCUUGGCGGCUCGACGCGGCGCUGCCGCGGCCGGUGCCCAGCUGGGGGUCGGCAGACGGCAGGUCCCGAGGUCCGCAGCUGCAGGUGGCGCUGUGGUGGCUCAGUGCGGCCACGAGGUGGGUCGGGCGUCAGGCGUCGGCGAGGCGGCGAGCUACGGUUCGGCGCGCGGCGAGCUACCGUUCGACGGUAGCAACGCGACGGAGCUUGGCACUGGCGCACUGCGGCAGCCGGUCAGCGAGGCGGCAGGGGGUCGGGCGGUCGGCGGCUCAGCGGCCGGCGGCCCGGCGCAGGGAUUCUCAGAUAGUCAGAUGGGGAGUGGGAGGCUGGGAGCGCCGUGA